Messenger RNA from Aphanomyces invadans, 1351 nucleotides. RefSeq lists its product as hypothetical. The coding region runs from base 42 to 929 and encodes 295 amino acids. Gene Ontology annotation, molecular function: SNAP receptor activity; SNARE binding. The transcript has 7 exons. The record is from RefSeq and is a predicted model, not a curated record. Lineage: Eukaryota; Oomycota; Saprolegniomycetes; Saprolegniales; Verrucalvaceae. Gene Ontology annotation, cellular component: SNARE complex; Golgi membrane; endomembrane system. Gene Ontology annotation, biological process: intracellular protein transport; endoplasmic reticulum to Golgi vesicle-mediated transport; vesicle fusion.
GGAAGAGCGACUGCCGUGGACAAGCCGGGAAGCGGCGGAGGAUGACGGACCGCACGAGCGAAUUCAGGACGCUCUGUCAGAGCCAGAGACCGCUGGUGGAGCACGUUGCGUCCAGGAAACAUAAGCCACCCUUGUCCGCACUCCAGCAGCAAGUCCACUUCAAUGCAUCUGCUUCGGAUAUCUCGAAAGACGUGAACAAGGUGUCCCAGCGACUGCAGCAACUAACUCUUCUCGUUCGGCAAACCAACAUGUUCAACGACCCGACCAGCCAAAUCAACGAGCUGACCCAGCUUGUCAAGCAAGACAUCACGCUCAUCCACACUAAGCUCGACGACCUCGAAUUGUUCCAGCAACGGCAACGCGCAGGCUAUUCGUCGCAGCACGCCGCCAAGCACUCGGACGCGAUCGUGACACAAAUGAAAAGCACAUUGAUGAACACGACGAAAGGAUUCAAAGACAUUUUGCAAGUUCGACAGGAGAACUUGCAGCAUCAACACGACCGCAAGUCCCAGUACGGGCGAGGCACGCCAAGUCUGCCGCUGGCCUUCAGCGCUCCAUUGCCGCGGCCAGUUGGUGUCGAUGGCGAGGGUGGAGGCAGCGAACGGGUUCCGCUGAUCUCUGAACAAAGCCAACAAUUCGUCGUGCCAGACCAAGGAUACGCCGACUCGCGGGCCGAAGCUGUGACGAAUAUCCAGUCGCACAUCGUCGAGCUCGGCGAACUCUUCCAGCGACUCUCGGUGAUGAUUAGUGCCCAGGGCGAAAGCGUUCGAAUAAUCGACGAAAACGUCGACGACGCCGUACGGAACGUCGACCAGGGCACGCGCCAGCUCGAGAUCUUCCGCAAUAAUCUCAGCAACAGCGCCCUCAUGAUGAAGGUCGGCGGCAUACUCCUCGUGUUUGUCGUGCUCUUCCUCUUCUUUAUGGCGUAAUAUAUAUAUACCAUUAGACGCGUCUUGCACGCAGCUGAUCGUCGUUCGCAACUUGCAUGACAGGUGAACAUUUGAUUAUGCUUAGGUUGAUUCGGCAGCGGGCUCGGCAUCGUCUCCCGGUAGGAAAAUGCCUCGUUCUCUCAACCACUUUCGUCCUACCGAGUUCUUGUCGUAAAGCACGCUGCCGGCCGCGACGGCAACCACAGUCGCGCCUUGGGCAACCACGCGAGCUCGCAUGUACCGUUGUUGUGUUCGCGAAUCGCCACCCACCAUGAAGGUACGCAUGCCACCGACGAGGACGACUGUAGUCAGGAGCGCCCCCACCGGGACAAAUGGGUUCUCCAUAAACUUGCGCUUGAGCUUGUCGACGCCGCUCUCUUGGUUCAUCGGACGGACGCGCUUCAGAUGCUUGGCCAACGACG